Molecule: messenger RNA, 318 nt
Organism: Racocetra persica
Lineage: Eukaryota; Fungi; Glomeromycota; Glomeromycetes; Diversisporales; Gigasporaceae
Source: the annotation of a GenBank genome assembly
AUGGGUACAUUUACAGAUAAGGUUGGUUUUGAAAAUAAAUACCUUGAGGGAACUUAUGUUGCAGUUUUCGUGCACUUGAUUAUUUGGUUGACAUUAUUGUUGUUUUCCGAAUUUAUUCGUAAAAGACAUAUUCUUCCGUCUCCUAAUGUUAUAAGGUUUGAACCAAGCGUAAGCGUCGAACCUAUGGCGCCACAAGAUUUUGCGACUACGGAACAAAUGGAUAAUCGCUAUGCAAAAGCGACAAGAGUUGCAAGAGAUUCUCUGUUGAUGCUUGUUAUCGCGACUAUUAUGACUCAAACGGGUUAUGGCGCGACCGUG